This is a messenger RNA of Varanus komodoensis (Komodo dragon), 2742 nucleotides long. RefSeq names its product inner membrane mitochondrial protein (gene IMMT). The coding region runs from base 105 to 2381 and encodes 758 amino acids. Lineage: Eukaryota; Metazoa; Chordata; Lepidosauria; Squamata; Varanidae. The record is from RefSeq and is a predicted model, not a curated record. Gene Ontology annotation, biological process: cristae formation. The transcript is spliced from 15 exons. Gene Ontology annotation, cellular component: MICOS complex.
UUGGUGAGCAGAAGCUCCGCCUCCCAGGCAGUUCGGCCCAGAGCAGUUGCGCGGCAUUCGCUCGUCUUGCUUUCCGCCGCUUCGCUUAGGCGGUGUCCGGGAUCAUGCUGCGGGUGUGUCAACGCGCGGGGAGCGCAGCGGCUCAGAAUUGUCUGUGUGGUAAAAGUUCACUCCGUCCAUUACGUCAGAGUCGUGGAUAUGCUACAUCUGGAGAAUCUGGUGUCUCUACAGGCAAAAUCAUUGGUGCCAGUGUUUUGUUUGUUGGUGGAGGACUGGGUGGAACUAUUUUAUAUGCGAACUAUGAUCCACGCUUCCGAGAAAACGUAGAGAAGACCAUCCCUUAUUCCAGCAAUUUUUUUGAAAUGGUACUGGGCCCUCCAUAUGUUGUUCCAACACCAAAGAAGCCAAUUCAGCCAGGAAAAAUCACUUCUGUAACAGAAGUCACAAAAGAAUCUAAACAGCCUGCUCUCAAAUCUCCAAAGAGUAAAACAGAGGCUCCUUCAGCUGCUAGUGAAGAAAAAGAAGCAUGUUCAGAAGUAGCUCAGAUAAUCUCAGCAACAGGUGAAGCUUUGUCAGUUCCAGCUCCAGGGAUGCAGGAGGAGGAACAUGGCAAAAGUCAUAUGCAUCUUGAAGGAAAACAGAAACCUCCUGACUUAGGCAAAGAACACAGCCCUGGAGAUUUAAGGGUUAUAAAAGAAAGGCCAGCUGAUGAGGUUGCUGCUCGUCUUGCACAGCAAGAUAAAGAAGAACAACAUAGGAUUUUGGCACUUGCAUCAUCCUUAGAAAGUGCUUUGAGUAGCACUGCUCGUGUCACCUUGCAAGCAAUUACACUCCAGGAGGCUGCUGCACAAGCUGUUAAUCUUCAUGCUCAAAAACUGAAAGAGGCCAUGGAUAAUUCAGAGGUUGCAAGUAACAAAAAGGCAGCUCAGUGGCGAUCUUUGGAAGAAGCACUGAAGGAUCGUAGGAGAGCUGUUGAUGAAGCUGCAGACGUCCUUUUAAAGGCUAAAGAAGAAAUGGAGAAAAUGAAAGGGGUGAUUGAUGGUGCCAAGAAGUCUCAGAUUCCUGGGGCCAAACCACAUAUCCUGACUGCAGAAGAGAAUCUUCAUCGUAUGAUAGUUGACUUAGAUAGUGUGGUCAAAAAGGUGCAAGCAGCUCAGUCAGAGGCUAAAAUAGUAACUCAGUACCAUGAGCUUGUAUCUAAAGCAAGAGAAGAAUUUCAGAGAGAACUGGAUAGUGUUACUCCAGAAAUUCAGCCUGGUUGGAAGGGGCUAAAAAUAACUGAUUUAGCUGGACAACUGACAGCAGACGACUUGAACUCUCUCAUUGCGCAUGCUCAUCGACGUAUAGACCAGCUCAAUAAGGAGCUGGUGGAGCUAAGAGUUCGAGAACAGCAGCACAUUGACUCAGCCCUGGAAAAACAGAAACUUGAAGACAAAAAGGCUUUUGAGUCAGCAGUGGCAAAGGCACUAGAACAUCAUAAAGCUGAAAUCCAACUCGAACAGGAGAAGAAGGUUGAAGAAGCCCAAGCAGUUAUGGAGAGUGAAAUGAGGACCCAGCUUCGCCGCCAGGCUGCUGCACAUGCUGAUCACCUAAGAGAUGUUCUUAGGAUCCAAGAGCAGGAAUUCAAACUGCAGUUCGACCAGAACUUAUCAGAAAAACUCAGUGAACAAGAAAUGCAAUAUAAACGCCUUGCUCAGGAACAACUUGACAACUUCACCCUGGACAUCAACACAGCCUAUGCCAGGCUGAGGGGAAUUGAGCAGGCAGUUGAAAGCCAUGCACUAGCUGAGGAAGAAAGCAGGAAGGCCCAUCAGUUGUGGCUUUCAGUUGAAGCUCUAAAGCAAAGCAUGAAAACUGCUUCUGGAGAUAACACUACUGAGCCACUGGAGGGUGCAGUAGAUGCUAUCCAAGCCAGCUGUUCUGACAAUGCCUUCACCCAGGCCUUAACAGCUGCCCUUCCCCCAGAAUCACUCAGUCGUGGAGUGUACACAGAAGAGGCACUGAGGGCACGUUUCCACACUGUUCAAAAGCUGGCUAAGAGGGUAGCAUUGAUAGAUGAAACAAGAAACAGCUUGUAUCAGUACUUCCUGUCCUAUCUGCAGUCCCUUCUUAUGAUUCACCCUCAGCAGCUCAAGCCACCUUCUGAAAUUGGCUCUGAAGAUCUAGACACUUUUAAAUUGCUCUCUUAUGCAUCUUACUGUAUUGAACAUGGAGACCUGGAACUGGCAGCUAAGUUUGUCAAUCAACUGAAGGGAGAAUCCAGGAGAGUAGCACAGGACUGGCUGCAUGAAGCUCGGAUGACCUUAGAGACAAAACAAGUGGUGGAUAUUCUCACUGCCUAUGCCAGUGCUGUAGGCUUGGGGACAACUCAGGUAGACUGAUGUAGGUCAGCUAUGGAAGACUGCUGUAUCUCCACAAGUAGUCCAGUGAAGUGUCAGAUUUCAAGCGUGUUGGGAAGGAAAUCAGAAGCUAGCUUUAAAGCAGUUCCAAACCAUACUGGGCUUUCAUGUCACUGGCUGAGAAGUGGCGCUCUAAUGUCCUAGUACUUUCCUAAAACUUACCACCUGUUGCAUUUGUACCCCACUUUUUCUGUCAUUUAUGAUAUCUGGAAUUUUCUGCAAAUUAAAAAAAAGAUGUUUCCAGGUAUUGAUCAGCUUUGUGAACCAACCAAAAUAAUGUUUAUACCCGCUAUUACUAAUUUGCCACUUGGUGCACUUAAAUAAAUUGGUGUUUAAAAAGAAA